AUGACGGAAGAAGAUGAAGAGCCAGCUGCAUCUUCAUCUUCUUCAACGUUGGAUUGGAAAAAAAUUUUUGAACUAGCUCAAGAUCCAGAUAUUGAAGAGUUACUAUUAGGUCCGAUUGAGAGCGCCAUUAAAACCUUGGAAGAAGGAAAAGAAGUUCAGAAGAUUCAUGUCAUCCGUAAUCUUCCUUCUCUGCUCGAGUCUCAUGGAGAUGAAGCCAUCGAAAGUGUCAUUCCUGCCAUUCAAAACACAUUGAAGGAAGAAAGAGAAAACUUUGACAUUCAUUGUGAAGCUGCCGUUGUCUUCAAAGCGAUUCUCCAAAAUGAUUCUAUCUGCAAUUCAUUGCCGGGAUUAGCUCAUGUUUUACUCAAAAACAUUUUGGAUAACAUCUCGCCACCAAAGGAACCAGGAUCAGAGAAUAGAGUUGUCGUGCACAUCGGCGAUGGUCCCCAAGUUCGUAACCUGAGUAUUGCUGCUUGGUUGGAAACGUUGGUGGAUAUUGCUGACAGAGUAUCAACUGAUGCUCAAAAACAAUAUAUCAUUCCAAUUGUUCAACAACAAGCAGACCCAUCUCAACGUGUUCAAAGACGAGUAAUUGCCACUAAAUUGCUUCAUAAAUUAGCUGAAAUUCUUCCACCUUCUGAAGUAAGAAAAGAGUUGGCUUCUGUUGCUCAAACCCUAUCUCAUGAUCCUAACAGUACUGUUCGUACAGCAAUGGCUCAACGGUUGCCGGUUAUGGCAAAAGCUUUAAAAAAUUCCACAGAUUGUGUGUCCUUGCUUCUGCCUUGUUUAGUUCAGCUAUGUAAUGACGAUGACUGUCUUGUUAAAGAAGCUUCUUUCAAUAACUUAUCCCAAUGGUUUCCAUUCUUAACCAAAGAAAUCAAAAGAACAACUAUCUUUCCUCUAAUCAAGAAGUCGAUAGAACAAAGUAUCGACAAGUUUGACGAUCUGCUUAUGACCUUAACCAAAAACUUAGGAGAAUGGGUUUUCCUUUUGAUGGAAAAUCUCGAUCAAUUGGAUUUAAGCUGGGUAUUAAACACAUAUCUAAGAGUUUGUAAUUUGGUGAUGAAAACAUCUGAAAGCAAAAGUGAUUCGUUGACUUUGAUGUGUAGAAGGAUGUGCGCUUACAACAUUCCAUGCUUCGUAGAGCUUUUCCCCAAGGCUUUUGACAAGAUCUUGCCUGUUUUCACUUCCUUCUGCCAUGAUGCAGAUGUUGAUGUGAGAUUGUCAAUGGCAGCUUCUUUCCAUGAAAUUGUUACUCGGAGGCCUGAAAGAGAUGAGCUACUAACUCCUUUCAUAGAACUGAUAAGAGGAGGCUCCUUGGAAGUGGUUGGGAAAAUAGCAUAUCAUAUGGAUAAAUAUUUACCAAUCUUGUACAAGCUAACCAAGAGUCCGAAACCGAAAGUUUCCCAAAUCCAGUUAGAUCGUCUUCUUGUUGGAUGUAAUCAGUUGCUUCGAGGUUCUGGAGCAUGGAGGGCACAUGAAGCAUUAUUAAAGCAUCUAUCAAUAUUAACAAACGUUCUUUCAUAUAAACAAUUAUUUGAUACAUUCAUUCCAUUCCUUCAAAAAGAAGUUUUGACAGUUAGGGCAAUACCAUGUCGAAAAGCUGCAGCUUCUACCCUUCUUCUCUUCAUGCGACAGAACCCUGACAAGAAAGAACGAGAAAAUGUCAUAAACUAUCUCAAAAAAGAAAUUGGGGAACACACUUGUUCGUAUCGUCGAUCGUUGUUCAUCGAUAUUGCUCAAAUAGUUUUGGAAAUGUUCAGUCGGCAGUUCUUCAUCGAGUACUUUCUUAUAGAUUUACUCAAGAUGACGGAUGAUUCGAAUGCUAAUAUAAGAUUGAAAGCUAUUCGAUUAUUGCCAAUUGUCAAAACAAAUCUUCUUUUACCUGAUGACGAUACGACACUCGUCGAUUUGGAAAAAGCCGUUCGAUCAACUCUCUCCAAUGAAAAACAAAACUUUACCAGGCAACUCAUGCAAAAUGCUGCCUGUGAUCUGUCACGCAAUGAUUCUCUUCAAAAGGAAAACUUAUCAAAUCAAAAGCGAUUAGAAGAAGAGAAGCAAUUGUGGUCUGAGAAAAGGAAAACACCUGUUGAAGAUGAAAACGUGAAAUCUCCCUCACCUCCAGAAGAAAUCAAAGUGGAUAAAUUGACCAUUUCUCAGUAUUCAAGGUCAAUUUCUCCAUCCCCAUGGAAACAGCAACGAAAAACAAUUGCUGUUGUUAGACCUCAACCUGUGGUUGUUUUCAGAUCAGCUAGCCCUGUACCGAAAAUUUUUGAUGGAGGAAGGCCAAGUCGAUUACCCUUAAGUACAGCAAAUAGAGAUAGAGACGUUUUAAAGAAAACUGUCACUGACUUACCCACGCCCCGAUCAUCUCGCAUACGAAGUACUAUGACUAUGUCGCAAGAAGGACCGUCUAGUGUAACCCCAUCAUCUCCUACAUCUUAUGGAUUAAGGCGGUCAGCGACAACUUCCACAUUUGGCUCUUCAAUUAUAUCUCAUUCUCAUGCUUUAUCUUCUUCAAGGUCGAGCUCUUGCCUUCGACGACCAACAUAUGGUCUUUCACGAGUAUCCAGUCAUAGCACGUUUGAACGUAAACCUCCUCAAUUGUCGUUAAGAGUUAAAGAAUCAUGA
Molecule: messenger RNA, 2631 nt
Organism: Auanema sp. JU1783
Lineage: Eukaryota; Metazoa; Nematoda; Chromadorea; Rhabditida; Rhabditidae
Source: the annotation of a GenBank genome assembly